Molecule: messenger RNA, 2220 nt
Organism: Trichoderma virens Gv29-8
Lineage: Eukaryota; Fungi; Ascomycota; Sordariomycetes; Hypocreales; Hypocreaceae
Exons: 2
Coding region: 1-2220 (739 amino acids)
Source: RefSeq, a predicted model, not a curated record
AUGGCAAGUCAGCCUCCCGAAAGCAAUGGCUUCAACUGGCCGCCGAAUAGACUCUCAGUUAUCCGACGGCGGGCCCUAGUCCUCGCUAGUUUUUGUCUACUUGCCUUCUCUACAACUGUCUUUGUCAGGAUUGUCACGGUUGAGACGGUCAAACUUGAACAACAGGCCUUAAUGAAGCGGCAAUUCCAACUCGGAGGAUUUCUAGGCGGCAUGUUUCGAGAGGCAAUGGGUACAAACUCUUUCCAAACAACGUCGAUAGCGCCCAUGGAGCAAGGUUCCACUGCCACUUCAUGGACAUCAAGCUACACAAUGGAGGCAUCCACAGUGAUAAAUCACAUUCCUGAGUCUUCAAAAACAAUCAUGGAGAUGUCGGGAUCAAGCAGUUAUCAUGGUGACCCCAAUAAACUGCUGGAAACGAUAGCAGCAGCAGUGAAGCAGGCGAUCAGAGAAUCAGAGCAACUCCCGUCCACGACGCCGAAGAAUCUUCAGAAGAGCGUUUUAUCCGACUUGAUUGCAGCUCAGUCCAAUGCAGUACCACUUUCAUCAGACUCGUUGAUGUCAUCUCGUUUAGGCUCUAUGGGAAAUCUCCCGACUCCCACGGUUGGGAUUCUUGGCGGUCUCUCGGGGGGUGGCCUAACAUUACGAAUCCACAAUGCAAGAGCCGUGACGGAGGAGUCUCCGCCAGAAUCUUCUACUGGUGGCCCUUCGUUUUUGAACGAAGUGUCAAAAAUUGUUGCAGAAAUAUCGGAUAUUGAUCCAAUAGCAGCCGCCAAGCUCACAGACACAGUACUUGAUGCUCUUCAUGUGAAUCCGUCUACUGUUGCUUCAGCUAUACCAAAGAUAGCAAAUCAGACAUCCCUUUCAGCCACUGACUUACUCCCAUUCAUCAUUCCUGCUGUUGCCAAGGCUAUGGACCAACCUCUGCCUCCGUUGCCUUCUGUCAGCACAUUGGACAUGGUGGAAACAUUGAACAAGGUUCUCCUGCAAGGGACAACAGUCAUCAAUGAUCUCAGCAGAGCCCUUGAAGAUAUCACAGAUCCAUCACUUCUAGCAGUUCUCAACCAGCUUGCUAUGAUAGUCAGCGCUGUUGCCAGCUAUUUGAAAGAGCCUCUUUGUGCCGUUGAUCGAGUUGUGGACGGAACUUCUUUUGAAGCAGUCAUUCCUUGUGAUUCCGAUGAAGCUGAGUCUCUUACUUCGGCCGGUCAACUCACAACAUUGGCUGCACCUGUGCUGCCCGGAUCAACACCUCAUCCAUCUACUUCAGGAGCAAUCACGACUCUUGCACCACCAAGCCCAUACUCAUCCUCGAAUCCGGUCUCCCAAUCCAAGUCCGCAGCCGAAAAUCCAACCAAAACUAUCAGUCCAUCACCCGUGGAUGGAGAAAAUGGAGGCGGGCCCGCAUCAAACAAUGGUGCUUCGGCUGAAACUACUUCAGCUCACCCAUCAUGCCCUACGUGUCCAUCUUGCGAUCAGUGUGCUCCCAAGAUCUGCUCUGUUCAAGGACCCGAGGGGCCGAGUGCCCACCAACCUCCUGAUCCCUCAAAAGGACCUUGUCCUGGGAAGGGUUACAAGUGUGAUGAAUGUCUUGACGGAUGGUUCUGCCCUCCUCAGGAGACACCAGCGCAGGUUGUUCCUUGCGGCGUUGGAUGGCCAUGCUAUCAUUGUUCAGAAGGUUGGUUCUGCGCUCCAAAUGAAACACCUGGUCCAACGCCCCCUCCAAGCUCUGUGCUAGGGCCGUCUUCCAAAGAUACAGGGAAGCCAAGCCCAAGUAGCGCUACACCCCCGACGAUGCUUCCUAAUACCGAUGAUCUUCCCGCCGACUGGAGCCAUCUAGGCUGUUUCCAAGAUGCUAUAUCUCGCAUAUUACUUGGCGCCAAACCCAUCGACUAUCUUCAGGGGGAUAUGUCUACCAAGGAAUGUGUAGAUCACUGCAUUUCUGGUGGAUAUAAGUUUGCCGGAACAGAGAAUGGACGGGAAUGCUGGUGCGGAACUUCCAUUCGGGAUGAUGCAGUACGGCUUCCUGAAUCUCAAUGUGGAAAGCCUUGUCAAAACCAGCCAACAGAGGCCUGUGGUGGCAGCUGGGCCAUGGAUGUCUUCUUAUGCUCGGACAAAUCUGAGUCACUCCGAGAACCAACUGGGAAAUCUACCGGAGGCUUCAUGUUCCGACUCCUAUCUAACUUCAAGAGCAACAAAGGAGGGGCACAUCGCCAGCCAUUCUAA